This is a messenger RNA of Trametes versicolor FP-101664 SS1, 333 nucleotides long. RefSeq lists its product as uncharacterized. NCBI's taxonomy places the organism in Eukaryota, Fungi, Basidiomycota, Agaricomycetes, Polyporales, Polyporaceae. The record is from RefSeq and is a predicted model, not a curated record. The annotation marks the transcript as partial. The transcript has a single exon.
UUCCAUGAGAAUCAUCCACAGUAUGAGACCCAUCAUGUGAAGCUGCUGGAUGAGUCUGAGGCAUAUGUUCCCAACUUCAUUGGUGGUUCACUCCCCAGAAGAGAUGCAGGCAACUGUGAACAAUAUUGCAUGACCAUGCUCACACUCUUCAAGCCUUGGCGCACUGGGCAGGAUCUGAGACCAAGCCAGGAUGUGCUCUGGGAUGAUGUGUUCAAUGGCCAUUCAUUCACAGAGCGGCAGCUGGAGGUCAUGAAAUUCUUCCAUAUCAAAUAUGAGUGCAAUGAUGCCAGGGACGACUUUUCUGCAGCUCGCAAAAAGGGAGGAAAGACUGGU